CGGAUUUGCAGACUUUAUCGAACGCCUUUCACAUACCGUUACUCUCAACCUUUGAUGGAGUGGGCACGCAAAAGAAAACUAGGUUCUGAUAAAUCUGCCGGAAGCUGAAAGAACCAUCCACCAUGGACGACCAACAACACGAUCUUUCCUAUCCGGACCCUGCGUCUGGAUAUCACAUAACACCUUAUCCCGAGUUAUCUCACCAGACAGAUCCGUACAGUUAUGCAUACACUCAACCGGAAGAGGACUACUAUCCUCCUAUGCCUCAAGCUCUCAUGCAUGAAGGUUUCAUGCCGCGUGGACCACAGCCUCUGAUGCACGAGGGUUUCAUGCAUGGGCAUGACAUGGACGCAGACUCAGAUGUUGAUGAAGACCCGAGUGCUGGUUAUGGUGCUCUACAAGCUCAGUACGGCCUCAACUUUGUCCUGAAUCCCCAAAGCGCCCAUGCCGAUUUCAGUCACAACAACAACCACCAAUUCAACAACCAUGACGAAAUCAUCUACGAAGACGAUUUUGAAGGAGAAGACUCUCAACUUCAUCGACAUCGUCUGGACAGCGCUGAGCGCGAACUCUUGGAUGCUAGAGAUAACCCUCGGAUUGACCCCGACUUUGCAAUGUCUGAUGGAGGCGAUGAUAGUUCCGACGCGUCGAUCAAUUCCGAGCUUCUUAAUGCGAUUCUCGACGAAGAGAUUGCUGCAGGAUCUCGUGGUCGUGGAAAAGGUCGUGCACGCGCGCGUGGUAAUGCCACCGGGCGUAGACGUGGUUGGAAAUGGGCUAUCAAAGGCACAGAUCACGAUCCCAAAAUGGCAAAGGGAAGAGGUCGUGGCCGAGGCCGACCAAGAGGAAAUGGUGUCCCACGUGGAGAGGGCCGCCGCAAGGCUGGCGACAAGAGAAACACGGUCGCGGAACCCGAUCCGGAGUUCAAAAGAUUGCAGUCACUCGCCACGCAAGCCUUCUUGAAUAACAACUAUCAGGCCGCUGCAGACUAUGCGCGUGAUGCUGUCAAGGCUAAUCCGGAGAUCUUCGCUGCUCACAGUUUGUUGUCUGAGAUCCUAUUGGCACAAGGUAAAGAUCAAGACUCGCUGACUGUGCUUCUGCACGGUGCUCAUACAAGACGCGACCCAGCUCUUUGGUGGACUGUUGCGGAACGAACUCUCGAACUGGCUGGAGAUAAUCGUUCUCCCUCGGUGUUAGAACAGGCUAUCUAUUGUUUCGCAUGGGCGAUCAAGCUCGAUCCCGAUGACUAUGACGCUCGUCGCGAGAAGCUGAAUCUGCUUCUGGAGUCCGAUCAACCCGCAAGGGCUAGAGGGGAAGCCAAGAUGAUGGUCCGUCAAAAGCCCCAUGACCUCAAUAUUGUCAGGCAGUACGCCGAUUUGUGUGCAUACUCGGCCAGUCUACCGGAGAUCCGGCGAGCAAAGGACGCCUAUGAUGUUGCGAUCAAUUUCUACUUCAAGGGCAGAUCCCUCGGUGUUCCAGAAACACAAUGGUCACAUCUCAACGUAUAUCUCGAUCUGGUUGAGAAGUGUGAGAAUCCCGCUCAAGCAGCUUUCCACCUGAAGAAGCUGUCAAGAUGGUUACUUGGCAGGAAAGAAGACACUUUCUGGGAUACCGUAACCGGAGACGACAGAGAAUUCGACAACGAUGAUGUGCCUCGUAGAAUCCAGAUACCGGAGUUCAAGUACAGUCGAUUUGCUGGUCAGAAUCAAUUGUACGGCGAGGGUCUUCCUCUCGAACUGAAGGUCAAGCUUGGUCUGUUCCGCGUCAAGGUUAGCCGAGCCGAUCUUCCAGAAGCGAUGCGCCACUUCCAGCAACUACUCGACCUCAAAGACGAUGUUGCAGAUUACUACGAUCUGUUCAGAGAUGUUGCAGAAGGUUUGAUCGAGCAGACUUACUAUGCAGAGGCAAUCCUAUUCUAUGAGCCCAUCAGAUCAGUCCCCGAGGCUUGUGAUCACGAGUACUACAUGAAGCUCGCCGACUGCUACAUGAUGUUCAGUCGCAACUCAGAUGCCGAGUCGUGCUGGAAGUUUAUUGUCGACAAUGACCCAGAAGACAUCAAGUCACGUAUUGCGUUGGCAAAGCUGUAUGAAUCUGAGCAGAGAAUGGCAGAAGCUGUUCCGCUGGUACACGAGGUCAUUAGACUUGGCCGAAGUGAUGCGGUGAAGAAGGCGAAGAUCACUGUCGACAAGCCACCUCCACCACGAGCGCUUGCACCUCUCAUGCCACGUCCUGAUCAACCUGCAUCGUCUGGCAGGCAUGCCGGCCCGGUUUCCAGACACUACUCUCUGGGACCCAUGCCGGAAGAUGGAGAAGACGGAGACUACCAAGACGAAGAGCAGGAAGAAGAGGACGAGGAGGAAGAUGAAGACGAAGAACCAAUCAUGCUCCGCCCCAGCAAACGUGGCCGCAAGGCAACGAAACCCAAAGCUCCCAAAGCACGGGUGUCACAGACCUUUGAACGUCUUCAGCAACAAGAUCAACGCAUCAAAGCCAACCAUGUCCUCGUCAACUCGGCCAGAGAGACAUUGGAUGACGAUGAAGAUGCUGUACAGACCUACUUUGAAGCAGCACAAGAGAUGAUGGACGACUUCAAGACAGUGCGCGCCUUCUACCCAGGUCGUGACAAGCACAUCAAAUUCACUGGAUACGGUCGCAAUAACAAGAAUCCUUUGAUCGCCGAGAUGGAAGCAAUGAAGAAGCGAAUCGCCAACGAUGACAUGGACAUGGACGACGACGUCCCUGACGAAAGCAUCCCGGACAACUUCCACGACAUCAAAUUCACAGAGUGGCUAGACAUUUUCUGUGAAUACGCACUCCUCCUCGCCAAAGCCGCGGAUCGAGAAAAAUGCUAUGAGAUCCUGACAAACACACAUUUCGCCACAGUCUUCUAUCACAAUCUCGCCCACAAGUCUCAAAUCCACGCUACAUGGAUGGCAUGUGCACUGCUUCUCAACGACGAGCAAAAAGUGUGUGAAGUAGGCCGUUUCUUUAUUACAGAAUGGCCACAUUCAGGAGCGGCAUAUCAACUCUUCGCUGCUGUAAAUCGACUUUUUGCAGGCUAUAGUAAUUGGUUCAAUAGCGGACCCACGCAAAAAUUCAUCCUGCGUCAAGUAAAAGCACUUGAUUACGCCUUGCUGGACCCAGAGUCCCGCGCCGCUUAUGCCUUCACCGGUCAAGAGCGUUCUUCCUACACACAUGCCGGAAAACGUGACGCCAAUCCCUAUAACCUUCCAGACCUUGAUGCCGGUGUGUUGUCACUAUACGGACACAUCAUGGCAGCAGCACAAUCCUGGACUUCUGCCCUCAAUUACUACUUCAGAGUGCUUACUCUGGACAAAGGCAAUGUGAGUAUCAAUCUCUGCAUCGCCACCGCAUAUAUGCAAAUGGCCAUGAAAAGACAAGCCGAAAACCGACACUGGCAAAUCUAUCAAGGUGUCGCAUUCCUCCAACGCUACGUAGAUUUACGCAAAGCAACUGGCUUGGCUAUCCAUGAGCAAGAAGCCGCAUACAAUGUAGCCAGAUCAUGGCACCUACUUGGAAUCAUGCAUCUAGCCAUCCCAGAGUACGAGAAAGCACUCGCACUAGCGGAAAAGGUCAGAGAAGAAGCGAGGGAAAAGGCAAGGAGAGAGGAUAGUGAUGGUGAAGAUGACGAGCAAGAUGGAGAAAUUGAUGCAGAGGAAUUUACACAAGAAGCGGCGUUUGCAUUGAUGCACAUUCUGGCCAUGAAUAAUAAUGAGAGGGGUGCUAGGAAGAUUGCGGAAAAGUAUCUCGUUCUUUGAUAUGGGGGUUUUUGAGCUAGGGAGAGAAGGAGGGGUUUCUGUGGUUUCAAAGCGUUUAGUAACUUUCCUCUAUGCAAAUGCAGAGAAGAAAACAUCCUGGCGAAACAAGGAUACACAAGAGCAUUUGCGUAGGGAAAGGACCAAACACAGGUAGAUACCCGAGUUCAGCGCAAUAAUGUCCACAUGCUUCUGCUUGCAAUUCAGAUGCAGGGAUUCACAAGCUAUGAUACUACCGCUUAACACGAUAAAGUAGUCUUGUGUAGCAAUAUCGAAG
Molecule: messenger RNA, 4050 nt
Organism: Aureobasidium subglaciale EXF-2481
Lineage: Eukaryota; Fungi; Ascomycota; Dothideomycetes; Dothideales; Saccotheciaceae
Exons: 1
Coding region: 123-3776 (1217 amino acids)
Biological process (GO): transcription by RNA polymerase III
Cellular component (GO): transcription factor TFIIIC complex
Molecular function (GO): protein binding
Source: RefSeq, a predicted model, not a curated record